Molecule: messenger RNA, 4515 nt
Organism: Homarus americanus (American lobster)
Lineage: Eukaryota; Metazoa; Arthropoda; Malacostraca; Decapoda; Nephropidae
Product: peroxisomal carnitine O-octanoyltransferase-like
Exons: 17
Coding region: 243-2123 (626 amino acids)
Cellular component (GO): peroxisome
Molecular function (GO): carnitine O-octanoyltransferase activity
Source: RefSeq, a predicted model, not a curated record
UAGGCAACUGUGUAACGUCAACAACAACACAAGACUUUGCCUGUCAGUCUGCCAGUGAGUGUCACCGGCAGUCAGUCAUGUCAUAGUGUUCAGACCACCUCUACUACACCAGCCUCUCCUCUCAGGUGAUGAGUAGCACCUGUGCUCGUGUUGUAGUCAGCCUGGAUGAGAUUUACUUGCCAUUAAUUUUGUGUUAAUGUUAUUUUCCUUAACUACUGCCUCCUAUCAAGACAACUUUAACAAUGAGUGUUAGCACAGAAGUAACUCCGUCCAAAGAGCCACAGCAUAUGUCUGUGUAUCUCACCAGUGGAAAAGAAAAGACAUUUCAGUAUGAUGAAGAUCUCCCAUGUUUACCUGUUCCCCCACUGCAGCAAACUCUAGAUAGGUACUUACUUAGUGUGAAGCCACAUGCUACUGAUGAAGAAUUUGAGAUGACAAAAGAAAUAGUCAAGAAAUUUGAAUCAGGCAUAGGGAAAGAGCUGCAUGAAAGAUUAUUGGCUCAUGCAGCCAAAAAAAAGAACUGGCUAGAUGAUUGGUGGCUACAUUAUGCCUACCUGAUUGUCCGAGAGCCCCUGCUACCCACCAUGAACACUACUGGUUUUCAUCCACUUAACUUUACACUAUGGAAACCCUCAAUUGAAAAAUCUUCAGAGUAUGGAUCAUUGAACUUGUGGGGAUUCCUGGACUUCAACCUGGCUCUUAGAGAACAACGCUUAAAACCACAAAAAUCUUACGAGGGUACACCCUUCAGUAUGAGACAGUUUAGAUGGCUGUUUAAUUGUACAAGAAUCCCCGGUCGAGGUGCUGACAGUCUUUAUUCAACUUGGAAAACAAAGGAUGAAGGUGACUGUCCUCUGCACAUCAUAUUCCUCUGUCAUGGCCACAUCUGGACGAUGUAUCCCUGGGACUCAGCAGGUAAGCCUCUGACUCCACCGGAAUUAGAAGUACAAUUGAGACAUAUUCGUGAGACAAGUGAUGCCUUGGGUCCAGGGCCUAGCCUCAGUGUGCUAACUUGUGAUACCAGGGAGAACUGGGCUCAGAACCGUGAUUGGUUGAAAUCCCUGAGUGUGAACAACAUGAGGAACCUACACCACAUUGACUCCUCCAUGCUUGUCUUUGUUUUGGAUGACACUACUCCAGAAAACUUUAAUCAGGUUGUUUGGGAGGGUAUCUGUGGAGAUACAACAAAUCGCUGGGCUGACAAGAGUCUUUCUGCCAUUUUGACAAGAAAUGGAUAUGGGGUAUUGAAUAAUGAUCAUACUCCAUAUGAUGCAAUGGUCUCUGUCAUGUUGGCCCACUAUCAGUACCUGUUGUUUAAGGAAAUGAACGGUAAAUGGACAGGACCCACAGAAGUACGAUAUUUUCCCAUGCCCACUUUAUUACACUUUGACAUGGAUGCCAAGCUUGUGGAAGCAAUAUCUAGUGCUAAAGAAACCAGUUUGUCAUAUAUCAAUAAUAUAUGUGCUAAGCUCUUUAUCUUCGCUGAUUAUGGAAAAGAUUUCCUGAGGACUCACAAGCUUCAUCCAGAUGCUUUUGUUCAGAUGUCCAUACAGCUGGCAUAUCAGCGUCUUCAUGGAAAACCAGCACCCACAUAUGAAACAGCUACUACUCGUCAGUUCUAUGAUGGUCGAACUGAAACUCUGCGUUCAUGUACUGUGGAGUCUGUUGAUUGGGUACAAACAAUGCUGAGCCCAAAAGCAUCAACUUCUGAGAAGUUUCACAAGAUGAAAAUUGCUAUGGAUACUCAUAACUGCCAUAUGAAACAGUGCCAAAAUGGUGAAGGUGUUGAUAGACACCUCUUUGGACUUUAUGUUGUGGCCUUAGAAUCUGGCAUGGACAUUCCAGAUUUAUUUAUGGACCCAUCAUAUACUAAGAGUGGUGGUGGUGGCAACUACGUGCUGUCAACAAGUACUGUGGGAUACUCCCCUGUGUUUGGAGGUACAAGCGCCAUGGUUCCUCAAGGCUAUGGCUGUUUCUACAGUAUGGUAUCUGACAGGAUGAACUUCUUUCUCUCCGGUUUCAAAUCCUCAGAAGAGAUAAAUGUGGAUGCCUUUAAAAAUGCACUCCGUGCCUCCCUCUGUGAUAUGCAAAAUAUCUUACUUGUGCCUAACUCAAGCCUCUAAAUUAUAAAUAAUUUCCUACUGUAAUACACACACACACACACACACACACACACACAUACAUUAGCUUUGAUGCAGCCGUAAGUAUAAAGGUUCAUUAUUUCACAGUAAACUAAUGAGGAAAUUAUUUUUAUAUCAGCUGGAUGUUUGAAUUAACACAGUGUAUGGCAGACAGGUGAAGCCAAGCCAGCAGAUCCAGUGCCUGAGUUAUGGAUGUGUUGGUUGUAGCUUCUCGUGAACAUUUUGACCUCGAUGACACACCUCCCCCCAUCUUUAAUUUUUAUUACCUGUACAGUGAAACCUCCAUAUAACGGACUUCUCUCUGCAUAUAAUCCAUGAGAUGGGGAUUUCACAUCUAAUGGACCCUCAAUUACAACACUUUUCUCUCCAUAUAGUAUGUUAUAUCGAGGUUUUACUGUAUAAAAAUAAUUUUAUUAUAUGUAUACAAUAAUUGUAUUUUGAAUUUAAUUUGUAUCCAGAAUUUUAUUUUAUAUUACUUAAUGUUUAUUUAAUUUGAGGCAAAUGAAAAUGAAAAUUACUCUCCUGAAUAGCUAAAUGAAGUAAUUUGCUUCCUUUUUUAAGUGUAUACGCUAUGGUGUAAGCUGAGCUUAUGGUUGUACUGUGCUUUUUUUUUUCAUUCUCCACACACUGAAAUAAUAUCACAAGCAAACUUAAUAAAGGUGUUCUGCCUUUUUAAGUUUUGAUUUUGAAUACAGUGCAGUUCAUUAGAUAUGGCUGAAACAACAAAUCAUACUAGUGUAAAGUUCUGUCUGUGACAGGCCCGGGGAAUAUGUGGUCACUGGCUUUCCCCGAGUGCAGUUUCUCAAUGGUUCCUACAAUAAAUAAUUCUGAUAACUGAAGAUGAGAGUACAGUACAUCAAUAUAAAAUUUUGAGACGUUAGAUUAUUUAAGUACAUUUACUUAUCACCAGUCAAGGAUAUAACAUUAAUAGAUUGAAUCUUUCUAAAAGUUCUUAUUUUUGUUGGAGAAGACAAGAGGCAGCAGCAUAACCUCCUGGGGCAAUUGAAUUAUUUUCCUCUUGUGCAAGGUUAGGUAAUGUGGGUGGGUGUGUGAGAGUGUGACACUAUAUCAUGGUCCACUACCCCUCCCCCAUCCAAAGGAGGAGUAGAUUUUAAUGAGCUAAGAAGUCACCCCGAAACUCUUGUGUCUUUGCUUUACUUUCUGGACCCUACUUGCUUUUGCUGCGUCAACUCAGUUGUUCCUUAAGUAGCUGGUACAGUAUGUUACUCAUGUUAUCAGGGUACCUCUCCUUCACUUUGUUCAUCAGAAUGAUGGCAGAUGAAAGUAAAUGGGUGAUGAGGAACUGUGGAUGUAUGGUUCAGCCAUUGCAGGAGUAGCAUUACAGUACCUACUGUCUUGACAAAGGUACCUUAAAAGUGGCAAAGGCUUCGUGACAUGAUGGACAUACUAUGACGCAUAACAAGUACCAUGACUCAUGACAGGUACCAUGACUCAACAUGGCAUGAAGGUGGCAUAUGAUUUCCCAUUCAUGAGUUUAUUAUUACUUUUCUCUCACCCUUUAUUCAGUACCUAUCACACUUGCCUUGCAUCCUUCUCAUAACAUCUUCCCUGUGUGUCACUUCACCUUACAUUAUCUCUGACUCAGUUUAAACAUUUCCUAUUGUUUUGUGGUCACUGAUAACCCAAUUUCCACUCUUAAAGUGCGUACACUUGAGUCAGAUCUGCCCAGGAUCCAAACUUAACAAAAAUUCACAAAAUGGAUAUUCCUCAUGAAUGAAGGAGUUACAAUGCACCUAAGUGGUUGACUUAAGCUAAAGCACAAAAAAUAACAGCCAUACAUUACAUCAAAAUUUACACUGAGACUGCACAACUAGAUUUGUUCAUUUAAUACUAUUCUGGGGACAAAAUUAGGAUGUCUUCCUUGGAUAGUGUCACCAGUGCCAUUUGUUGAGACACAUAGAGUAGGGUUUCAGAUAGAGUACAGUACUACACUGCACUGUAUAUACUGUAUAUUUAUUUAGUCUUUCAGACAUUUUCCUGAUGUAAUGCAGAGUUGCAAGAAUAAAGAGAAACUAUACACAUACAUUGUCCUUUCAUUCAUAGUUAUUUAUUAAUUCUGCUAAGUGUUUUAGUGUAUUUUUUUGUCCGGUGAUUUGAUUUCAGAUUCCCUAGAAGAAUUUUUAGUAAAUUUCAGAGACUUGUGAAGUGUGUCCUACUGAGAUUCUUGUUCAGUGCUUGCAUAUGCAUUAUAUAUACCUGUACUGUGCAUACAUCUAAGUUUAGUUUAGCCAGUAUCAAUCACACUAUUAUGCUCUCCCAGGGACUCCCUUUGAGGAGUCAUGAAGUCAUCAUUGUUCACUGUACUUGCACCACUGGAUUUAAUAACUUAUAAUAAAACUUACUGUGCUCAUGA